ACCUUAAGUGUGUAUGAUCUAAUAAUGAUUAGCUUGGGUUCGAUAAUUGGUAGCGGUAUAUUCGUGUUAACCGGUGAAGCCGCUGCUACGAAGGCGGGACCGGCCGUGAUCGUUUCGUUUAUACUGGCCGGAAUUACUGCAAGUUUUGCGGCCUUAUCCUAUUCCGAAUUAACUUCGAUGAUUCCGAUUUCGGGUUCUUCAUACACUUUCGUAUACGCAACGAUGGGUGAACUCCUGGCUUGGAUAAUUGGCUGGGACCUAAUCUUAGAAUAUUUAGUUGGAGCUGCCGCGGUUGCUGUUGGGUGGUCAGGUUAUUUUGUUAGUUUCUUUGCAGAUUGUGGCGUGACACUUUCGAGCUCAUGGACUAGUGCUCCUGUAAAAUAUGACACCAAAUCAAGUGAAUUCCAUGUAAUUCCUGGAGCCUAUUUCAACGUGCCAGCUUUUGUGGUCGUGAUAUUCCUUACCAUACUCUUAACAAUAGGAAUUAAAGAAUCAGCUAGAGUGAAUUCCGUGGUUGUCAGCAUAAAACUCAUUGUGAUAGUAAUCUUUUGCAUAGCUGCAGGAACUCAUGUGAACCCGAAUAAUUAUAAACCAUUUAUUCCGCCAAACGAGGGUACAUUCUCGAGAUUUGGUAUUACCGGUGUUCUGGCUGGUACUACUGUAGUAUUCUUUGCAUUCAUCGGGUUUGAUUCAAUCUCAACUACGGCGCAAGAAACUAAAAAUCCGCAGAGAGACGUUCCGAUCGCUAUUUUGACUAGUUUUACUAUUGUCUCAGUUCUCUAUGUUGCUGUUUCGUAA
Messenger RNA from Acaulospora colombiana, 798 nucleotides. Lineage: Eukaryota; Fungi; Glomeromycota; Glomeromycetes; Diversisporales; Acaulosporaceae. The record is from the annotation of a GenBank genome assembly.